UGGCCCGUGUGAGAAGAUAGCGUUGGCCCGGGGAAACUCUAUUUCGAGGGAGACGAACGGUAGUAUCGGCGACGCGAUGCUCUUAUCCGCGCGGGAGCUACUGAGCGCCCCUUCCCAUGGCAUUCCCUUCUCCACCUUCCCUUCCGCCCGCUCUCCAGCGGCUUCCCUCGCCUUCGCGAGGUCCCGGGGCGGUCCCUGUAGGGCUUCCUCCUCCGGAGCGGCGGACGCGGAGCCCCGACGGCGAAGCGUUCCCUGGGACACUCUCCGUUUGAACUUCAGCGACGGCUCCAGGUGCAUCCAACCAUCUGAUUUCUCUGUCUUUGAUCCGUUGGGUUUGAACAAGGAGAGCUCUUUGGGCCUUGGUGCUUUGUGGGAAAGUGUUCUUGAUUUCUUUUCCCAAACAUUUGAAAGUACAGCAAGUUCAAAGAAGGAUAAAUCUUCCUCAAAACGAGGAGUGGCAGCUGCAAUUGAGGAUAGUUCUAUUGACAUUGGUGACUUCUUUAAGGGCCCUCUUCCAGGGAAAUUCCUAAAGCUUUUAGGAUAUUUAACUUUAUCUCGGCUUGGAGUAUAUGUACCUCUAGGUGGAGUGAAUCGAGAAGCUUUUGUUGGUAAUUUGGAUCAGAACAGUCUAUUGAGCACCUUGGACUCCUUCUCUGGUGGUGGAAUUGGUAGACUGGGUGUCUGCUCCCUAGGUAUUGUUCCAUUUAUCAAUGCACAGAUUGUCUUUCAGCUUCUUACACAAAUCUAUCCAAAGCUACAAGAUCUCCAGAGAAGAGAAGGAGAAGCAGGAAGGAAGAAAGUUCUUCAGUAUACACGCUAUGCUUCUGUAGGCUUUGCAGUGUUCCAGGCCAUUGGGCAAGUAGUUUACCUUCGCCCAUAUGUCAAUGACUUCAGUACGGAAUGGGUUCUAUCAUCGGUGGUAUUGUUGACACUCGGUUCAGUAUUUACAACUUACAUUGGUGAAAGAAUAUCCGACCUGAAACUUGGAAAUGGAACCUCUCUUUUGAUAUUCACCAGCAUUAUAUCAUACUUGCCUGCAUCAUUUGGCAGAACAAUUGCACAGGCAUUUCAAGAUGGAAAUUACGUUGGACUAGCUACGAUUACCUUGUCAUUUUUCCUAUUGGUCCUUGGUAUUGUGUAUGUCCAGGAAGCAGAAAGGAAGAUCCCACUAAACUAUGCUUCAAGAUACAGAAGUGGGGGCCUUCAAAAAUCUGCAUAUCUUCCUUUUAAGGUGAAUAGCUCCGGAGUGAUGCCCAUUAUAUUUUCAACUUCUUCCUUGGCUUUACCUGGUACUCUGGCACGCUUCACUGGUUUAACUGCUCUUAAAAAGGCUGCAGUUGCUUUGAACCCAGGAGGUCCUUUAUAUCUUCCUACUAACGUCCUACUCAUUGCUUUUUUCAAUUAUUAUUAUACUUUUCUACAAUUGGACCCUGACGAUGUGAGCGAGCAGUUGAAGCGCCAGGGGGCUUCAAUACCACUUGUUCGACCUGGAAAAAGCACAGCUGCUUUUCUUAAAACAGUUCUUAGCCGGAUAUCAGUACUGGGUUCAGCUUUUCUGGCAGUGCUCGCAGCUGGCCCGUCUGUUAUCGAACAAACGACACACUUGACUGCUUUCCGUGGAUUUGCUGGUACAUCUAUUCUAAUUCUCGUGGGAUGUGCAACUGAUACUGCAAGAAAAGUUCAGGCAGAAAUCAUAUCGCAGAAGUACAAGAACAUCGAGUUUUAUGACAUCAACCAGUAUGGCCCUUGAAUGUAAUCGACAAAAAUCAUGCACCUUCUUUUCGAGCACACCGUGCUACCAAAUUAUCAAUGUUGUCAUUAUUGAAAAGGGAACUAACACGCAUAUAUUAUGCCCCACAGAAAAAAUUGUUAGAGGUCAAGAGGCUGUAAGUUUGCGUCUUAUCACCGUUAUUUGACCGUGUUGGUCUAUAAAGUAUCUAGAGUGUAGAUAUCUUCUGAAGAAAAUUGAACUUAAAUCAUUCUUUCUUUAUGUGAUGAUCAAAAUACUAAUGAUAUGUUCUUUGUUGAUUGCA
Messenger RNA from Musa acuminata AAA Group (dessert banana), 2033 nucleotides. Its product is annotated as preprotein translocase subunit SCY1, chloroplastic-like. Gene Ontology annotation, molecular function: transmembrane protein transporter activity; signal sequence receptor activity. Gene Ontology annotation, biological process: SRP-dependent cotranslational protein targeting to membrane, translocation. The coding region runs from base 77 to 1750 and encodes 557 amino acids. NCBI's taxonomy places the organism in Eukaryota, Viridiplantae, Streptophyta, Magnoliopsida, Zingiberales, Musaceae. The transcript has 8 exons. Gene Ontology annotation, cellular component: chloroplast thylakoid membrane. The record is from RefSeq and is a predicted model, not a curated record.